This is a messenger RNA of Melitaea cinxia (Glanville fritillary), 4776 nucleotides long. Its product is annotated as serine/threonine-protein kinase CST20-like. Bases 14 to 3610 code for a protein of 1198 amino acids. The record is from RefSeq and is a predicted model, not a curated record. Lineage: Eukaryota; Metazoa; Arthropoda; Insecta; Lepidoptera; Nymphalidae. The transcript has 18 exons.
AAGGUACCGUAGUAUGGGCCAGGCGGGCAGCCAGCUGGGCGCGGAGCAGCGCGCGCGGCGAGCGCACACCCUGCCUCACGAGCCUCUGCGACACGCGCCUAAGGUUCUACCAUCUCUAACGGAGUCACCUCGACUGCGCAGCACUGAUAAUGGAGCAAUACUGCACUCAGGAGGAACGAUCAGUGGCAGGAGACCGGGCUCACAGAUGCAGGAGACCUCCGUACCACAUGGACACGUGCACUCGAAUGCACACAGAUCGAGGUCAGCUGGAGGUGCUUCCGAGGGUGAGAUCAGAUCGAGAGAAAGAGACCCUUUGCAUCGAUCACAUACAAAUCUCGACAUCAGGCAUAACGAUUCGAAUAUCAAUAAAAGAUUCGGAUCUGAACCAGAUCUGAGGAUAGAAGAGGAACAACAAAAGUCUAGAUGCAAUAAUAAUAACAAAAACUAUCGUAAGAAAUAUCGAGCUCCGCAGCCACCGAUUAACGAUCAUCGAGAAGGUUCGUCGCCAGAUUCCAGCGCAGGGAACGCGAAAAACGAACCACAAAAGAAACUCAGACUAUUUAGAACAAGACAUGAGACUAAAAAACUUAAUGGCCACAUGGAUUCGAAGAUACCGGUGUACAAGAACACGUACACUGACUUCAAAUCUUUAGACUUCAACGACCACUUCGAGAGAAGGUACAAGUCUGCUAACAAGGACAAAGAUCAGAGUUUCAAUUAUUUAGACAACAACGAUAUGGUCCAGAGUACAGCCUCUUUGGAAAAAGAAGAACGACUGCUUCAAUCUAAACAAGACUAUAGGAAGUCGAGAAUGGAAAGAACGAGCGGAUGUAGAGCGAAAACUUCAAAGACGAGCGUACAAAGCGAAGCGUGGAAGACACCGCUUCUAAACAGAAACUUUAGAUAUUCAGAAAGAUUUAGGAAAGAUGACAACGAUCAACCUUUGUUAAGAAGGGAAAAAACUUUCGAUGAUACGCUUAUUGUAAGUGAAAGAGAAAAUGAGUCACCUAGAGCUUUACACGAAAAGGAAACUAAAGCUAAAGGUGAAGAAUUGAGCAACAAGCUAAGCCCGUUGGGUCAUAGGAACCAGCCUUUGAGGAAAUCUCUUCCUUCAUUACUAAGUAAAGGUAACGAAGAAAAAGACGAGUUUCAAGAAGAAUUAAAGAAGGCGACCAGUAGGAUAAGGAAAGAGUUAGGGAAUAAAUUAAUUGUAAGCGAAAAUAAAACUAGUCAAAACGAUAAAACGAGUACGCAGAAACCAAACCCAACGAAAUCGACAACUCAGAUCAGAGUCAAAGAAUCUAGUCUCAAAGCAGCAAACGUUCAAGAUUCUAAACCUGCCAUUAGUAAUAUCAGCAGGAGGCCAUUAAGUCGACUAAAUGAUAGUAAACCUAAGGCGACGUCGCAGACUAAAGUGAUCAAGACGGAUGUUAGUAAAUAUAAAUUCGAAAGCAAGGAAAACAUAAGGACAAUGCCAGAUAGAGGACAAGCGUCUGGAAAGGAAUCGACGCCUGAACAUUCACCGACCAGAAUAAGAGAUAACACUAGAAAUGUCGCGCAAGACAAACAAAGACCGACACCAUCAAAGCAGUUUUAUUUUGGCAUGAUUGAAAGCAAGAAAACGGAACCGCAGGAUCACUUAAAAGACUUUCCUGGCCUGGGAAGCCCAAUAAUCGAAGAACUAAGCAACUUUCACCUAAUAGAAAAGAAGCUUUUGGGGUACCAUGAAGAAGAUGAGAUGGAGAAAUUCAAUGAAAAAUUCAGAGAAGAUUGUAAAAGAAACUUAUCAUCAGAAUCAGCUCUAUCAUCAGACGGUUCGGACGCAGGGUCGGAUGGCUCAUUAGGUAUCGCGCUGAGACUUCGACCGACCUUGCCCAAGAAGUUGCCCGCUGCUGCUCGAUUUUCACCAGCAGCGGCCUGGAGACAGCUCGCCACUCUCGAUGCACAUCUUGCCGAAAGCCAACCACUAGCAGUAGAAACAAAGAUGUCAGCCGACGUGCCCCCAGAAUCAUCACCCAGGUCGGACCAGUCUGCUGACAAAUCUGGAGACUCGGGAAUAUCUGGUGACCAUGGACAUAGCGAUCAUAGAAUAGACUCGCCUCGACAUCCCGCGCAGACGGCGCCGGCCUGGACGCCGCAGCAGGACCUGGGCGACAGCAGCUCGGAGGGCGCCGCGCCCCUCUCCCACCCCCACCCCCACCCCCUGGGCCUGCCGCGCGACGACAGGUUUAAAGGAGUUUCGUGCUUCUACGAAUGCUUCCAGGGUAAACAGUUCCAGCAGGGUUUCAACAGUCUCCAGAAAUUACGGAAGUCCGUCUCUGGUGCUUUUGGCGCUUUGGGUUCCAGGAGGUUCGAUCUAGAACACGAACCGAUGUUAGUGGAACCGGAACAGAAUUGGUUCCUCACGAAAUCCGCCCCUAAUUCUUUGAGCAAUCCGUUGUUGUACCACCAGCCGUUGAGAAAAAAGGUUUCCGAGGAUAAUGUCAAAGAAGAACCUAGUGUGUCUUCUGAAAAGGGUCAAGAAGACGGGACGAGAUGGCGAACCAGCUCGUAUUUGAGUUUCGGCGGACACGUGAUGUACUUGCCGCCGGCGCCCGGUUUCGACCAGCCCGCGUCGCUGCCGGUCGCGGACAGACCCGUCAGGAGCAGGUCCAGCGGCUGCCUGGAGGCGGCGGCGCGGGCGGCGCGCGCGGCGCUGGCGGCCGAGAUGCGCGAGCGCUCCGCCUCGCCCCCCUCCCCCUCCUCGCCCCCCUCCCCCGCCGCGCCCGCCGCGCCCGGCGUGAGGCGCGCGCUGCCCGCCCGCGUCGAGCCCGCGCCCGCGCGAAACACAAACCCGGGUCGCGGAAAACGGUUCACAUUCCAGUCGACAGUGAGACAAUUGGAGAGGCGGCGACUGGCUGAGAAGCUGUCCCGAGAGGCGGAUCUCAAGGAGCAACAGAGGCGGACCGAACUGGAGGCCAUGAGGAGAGUUGAAGAAGAAUUUCAGAGGAAGAGAGCGAGAGAAAAGGCGAACAUUCGCCAGCAAUUGAGGCUGGUCAGCAGCGGAGCUAACAGCAUGCCACCUACCUCCCACCAGAAUAAGACACGGGACGAGCCAGACGGGUCGUGCCGCGCGUCCCCUGCAGCAGAGCGCGCGAGGGAUGGCCGACAGAGGAACAGCACCGCGUCCUCCGAGGGCAGCGGCAGGAGCAAGAGCUCCACACCGAUCCGCAGCGUGGAGCUGUCCGAGUGGCGCACCGAGAGCGGCGCGCGAGUGUACCGCGACUGGGCGGCGCAGGCGGCGCUCGCGCAUGCGCACCCGCCCGCUUGUGCGCGCAUGCCUUCCGCGCACUACGGUACGUACACACUCACACACACGCGCUCGUUCAGCGGCAGCCCGCGCUCCGACAACUACCGGCGCGAGUUCGCCCGCGGCCGCUCGCCGCGCACGCCGCGCGCGCCGCGCCUGCUGGCCGCGCACUCGCCCGCGCCCUCCUCCGCCUCCGAGCGCUCGCUGCGCGCGCCGCUCGCCGUCAGGGAAACAACAAAAGAAGAGGAUGCAGUUGAACCUGUCAUAGUACCAACAUUACGGCCUUCCGGUCCCGCGCGAUCAACUUUAGCCAUUCGUUAAUCAACCGUCGAGCGGAGCGGAUGCGUCCUUUAUAUGAACAAAAACACUCAAAAAAAUAACUGAAUCUCCACAUCACCAUUUAGUUAUUUACGAAUUUCUUUUAUAGUAUUUUAAUUAUAAGACUUGUAGGUAAUCUCGUUGCAAUAGUCUUCCGUUCGUAAGCGUAAUAUCGAAGCUUUAAUCUAGGGUUAACUGUAUUCUUACUAACUUCUAGACCUAAGGAAGGUGCUAGUAUAUUUAAAUUAUUCGUUAAGUAACUUUAUACCGUUUGAUAUGUUACACCAUAUGAAAAAUUAUAUAUUAAAUAUGCAUGAAAAAACUAUUUCAGCAAUACUGUGUCUGCACCAAUACCUUAAUUUGAAAACCAACUGACUACGUGUUUUUAAAUAACGCAAAAUAUAUAAAAAAUUACAGUUUUAUAACUUUCUAAUAACAGUGAAAAUUAUGUCAUAAAGUGUUUGGAUAACACUUAUAUAUAACAACAGAGUAAAAAUCAAUAAUCGUUUAUCCAUUGCAAUAAUUCACGAAAUUCAAAUUUCGCUAACAAUAAGUGUAAUACUGUGUAUAAUAAUAUCAUAAAACUGUUAUUUUCAGCGUCUUCUGAAUACUACUAUUGAGUUGGUUUUAAAAUGAAGGUAUUGUUAUAUGUGAUUAAUAAAAUGGAUAUUAAAAACUAGUUGCCCCGCGCGGUUUUGCCUAACUUACAUCCAAUCCCAUGAAAUAUCGGGAUAAAAUAGGAUUCAUAUGUUGUUCUAAAUCUCCAGUUAUCUACAUACCAAGUUUCAAUUUAAAUGUAUUUUAUUAUGUGAAAGAGUAACAAAAAUCAAUCCAAACUUUCACAUUUAUAAUAUAAAUGGAUGGACGGGGUCCGGGGACGGGGUAUGGGGUCCCCAUAAGGGCGAGGUCGUAAGUAGGUUAACGGCUCUGUGCCUAAUGGUCAUACAUCGAUUACUUCUAUGUACACGCCUUUACAAAUAUAAAAGAAAUGUUUACACAAAGCAAAAUCAAUGAAGAACUACGAUUACUUACUACUAACCUGUUUCACUUACUGGUAAAGUUUAUCUCGUACAUAAGUUUCUGGUAAGGCUUUAUCGACAGGAUGUGUAAAAGGCUCUCAGGGCCUGUUUUGUUUCAACAAAGAUUUUUUUUUGGAUUUACAAAGUAUU